Molecule: messenger RNA, 573 nt
Organism: Zingiber officinale
Lineage: Eukaryota; Viridiplantae; Streptophyta; Magnoliopsida; Zingiberales; Zingiberaceae
Product: protein FD-like
Exons: 2
Coding region: 47-436 (129 amino acids)
Biological process (GO): positive regulation of DNA-templated transcription
Cellular component (GO): nucleus
Molecular function (GO): DNA-binding transcription factor activity
Source: RefSeq, a predicted model, not a curated record
UAAAAGCACAACUCCAAGUCUACAAUUAACAACCGCAAACACUAACAUGGAAGAAGUGUGGAAGGACUUAAGUUUGAGCUCCCUUCACCAAGAAGACAACAACAUGCUUGCCAAUUCGGCAGACUUCUUCGCCAAAUACUGCCACACUAAUCCCCCAGCGAAGCACUCCCAGCCGGAGCCGCAGCCGGCCGAGGAAUUCGACCGGAGCAAUGCCGAAAGGCGAAAGAACCGGAUGAUGAAGAAUCGGGAGUCGGCCGCGAGGUCGCGAGCCCGGAAGCAGGCCUACACUAACGAGCUGGAGAAGGAGGUGGACAAGCUGCAUGCUGAGAACACAAUGCUGAGGAGGCAGAAUGAGGAGUUGAAGAAAUCAUUAGAAGAUCAGAUUAGAGGAGUCACAAAGCAAAUCCUGCAAAGAACAUUGACAGCUCCAUUUUGAGGAAAGAUGGAAGGAAGGAUGAGGAGUUGUUAUGGCUUUUAGUCUAUGUAGACUUAGCUUUUCUUUGUCCUGUGAGGAAGCAUGUUGUUGUCGACUUAACAUCAAUGCAAGGCCAUGUUUUUUUUCCUAUGAGCUCA